This is a messenger RNA of Pipra filicauda (Wire-tailed manakin), 5800 nucleotides long. Its product is annotated as skin secretory protein xP2-like. The coding region runs from base 1362 to 2303 and encodes 313 amino acids. Lineage: Eukaryota; Metazoa; Chordata; Aves; Passeriformes; Pipridae. The record is from RefSeq and is a predicted model, not a curated record. The transcript is spliced from 2 exons.
CUGUGUCCCUGUGUCCCUGUGUCCCUGUGCUGUGGUGUCUGUGCUGCUCCUGCUGCUGCUGCUGCUGCUGCUGCUGCGGUGGUGAGGAAAUUCCCUCGGGCUUCCCAUGGGAUUUGUGGAUUGUUGGGGGGGGGGGAUUCCGGGAAAGGGAACCCUCGGUGCAGCUCGGCCCGUGGGAGAGAACCCAGACAGGGAGGGAGAGACCCAGGAAGGGUGAGAGAGGCACCAAGAAGUGGGAAAGGACCCCGGGAAGGGUGGGAGAGACCCCAGGAAAGGUAAAAGAGACCCCAGGAAGGGUGAGAGAGACACCAAGAAGCGGGAAAGGACCACAGAAAGGGUGGGAGAGAACCCAGGAAAGGUAAAAGAGACCCCAGGAAGGGUGGGAGAAACCGUGGAAAGAGUGGGAGAGACCCCAGGAAAGAGUAGGGAAGGACCCCAGCAAGAGUGGGGAGAGAUCCUGGGAAAGGUGGAAGAGACCCCAGCAAGUGGGAAAAAACUACAGGAAGGAUGGGAGAGAUCCCAGCAAUUGGGAAAGGAUCACAGGAAGGGUGGGAAAGGCCCCAGAAAGGGAGGGAAGGACCCAACAAGGGUAGAGAAGGAUCCCAGAAAGUGUGGGGAGAGACCCCAACAAGAUUAGGGAAGAAUCCCAGAAAAAGUGGGAGAGACCCUAGAAAGCAGGAAAGGACCCCAGCAAGGGUAGGGAAGAAUCCCAGUAAGAGUGGGAAAGACCCAGGAAGGGUGGGAGAGACCCCAGCAAGUGGGAAAGAACCACAGGAAGGAUGGAAGAGGCCCCAGGAAGGGUGGGAGAGACCCCAGCAAGUGGGAAAGAACCAUAGGAAGGAUGGAAGAGGCCCCAGGAAGGGUGGGAGAGACCCCGGCAAGGGUGACCCGAGCCAGCUGCACCCCCAGGAAGCACAUCCCCUGUCUGAUCCCAGCAGCUCCCCCCAUUCCAUGGAUGCACAAGGGUCCCUCCGUGACUUCCCCGUGGUGGGGUGUCCCAGGGUCACCCUCUGGGGCAAAAUUCCCAUGGAAUAGAGGUGGCAGCACCUUGUUGCCCUGGCAUCCUGCUCCAUCCCAGUGCAGGGUCCUGCAGACAGGGGACACCCCCGGCCUGGUGACCCACAGGUCCCCGGGAAAGUCACCUGAGGCUGCAGCAGGAAAACCAGGAUCCACUGACCCCCCUUCUCCCAGCGCCUGGCACCGGAGGGAUCCUCCUGGCAGAGCUCCUUGGCCACGAUUCCAGCAGGUCCCAGUCGCUUCCAGAGCUGCUGGAAUCCCUUCCCCAGCCCGUGGCCACCGAGCUGGGAGCACUCACCAGGCUGGGACGGGCAGUGGGAUCCUGGGAUUGGCCCUUCCUGCCCAUGCGUGGGACCGGGCGGGGACGAUCCACGGGACGGGGCGGGCACAGCGGGGUGGAAGGGUUCUCCCGUGGGAAUUUCCCCAGCCUGCAUGGCCAGCUGUGUGCUCUUGGUCGUGCUCCCUCCGUGCUGUCCGUGUGUCCCGUUGUGGUGCCCGUGGAGCUCCAUCCGUGUCGCUCCCCCGUGUGCCGCAGCCCCGGAGCCCUCGGAGCUCUGGGAUGGCUCCUGUGGGAUCUCACCUGCCGUUCUCUGCCGAGCAGCGCUGAAUUCCCGAGGCCGCGGCCCCACCCCGGGGCCCUGCCCGGGCGGGGCUGGGAAGGGCUGCCCUCCCGCUGGAUGCCAUCCCUAGGGAUCGGCCCUGCUCCCGGCUGGAGCAGAGGGGUGGGAUGCUCGGGAGCCCCUGUCCCGCCUCAGUUCUGGGGAGCACCCUCGGGCCCGGAGCGCGGCUCUGCCCGGAGCGGGGCCGUGCCGGGGCUCUGCUCCCCGCUCCCUGCUCCCUGCUCCCAUUCCAGGCCCGAUCCCGCGGUGGGGGGGGCUCAUCCCAUCGCACCCGCCCACGUCCUCAUCCCUGCGGUGCUGCCGCUGCCCUCACGGAGCGUCCGUGUGUCCAGGGGGCACCGGGGGGGGACCUGCCCUGGGCUGGUGCUGCGGGACCUCAUCCCGGGGCUCUUCCCGCCGCUCUUCCCGCGGCUGCCGGAGCGGGACGGGCAGAGUUCAGCCGGGUCCUGCCCCCACUCCCGGCCCCAGAGGAUUUGGGGUGGUGGCAGGGCCAGUGUCCCACGAUGGCCGUGCUGUCCCAGUCCCGUGUCACCCGUGGGACCGUCCCUGAUGCUGCCACCGUGUGUGGGAAACCUUUGGAUGCUGUUCCAUCCAUGCCCGGUAUCCCUGCCCAGCUCCCAGUAUCCCUGCCCAGCUCCCAGUAUCCCUGCCCAGCUCCCAGCAUGAGCCAGAGGCAGGAUCAGGGUCAGGAGCAGGGUUAGGGUUAGGAUUGGGGUCAGGAUCAGGAGCAGAGUUAAGAUCUGGACUGCAGUUAAGUUUAGGGUCAGGCUUAAGGUUAGGGUCAGGUUUAGGGUUAGGAUCAGGAUCAGAAUCAGGGUUGGGGUUAGGAUCAGGUUUAGGGUUUAGAGUCAAAGAUCAGGUUUACAGUUUGGGUCACUAUCAGGGUCAGGGUUAAGAUCAGGGUUAAGGUUAAGUUUAGGGUCAGGUUUAAGGUUAGGAUCAGAGUCAGGGUAAGGAUUAGAAUUGGGGUUAAAUUUACAGUCAGGUUUACGUUUAGGAUCAGAGUCAGGAUCAGGGUUAAGAUCAGGGUCAGGUUUGGCAUCAGGAUUAGGGUUAACCUUAGGGUCAGGUUUAGGGUUAGGGUCAGGAUCAGAGUCAAAUUCACGGUUAGGAUUAAGAUUAGGUUUAGACUUGGGUUAGGGUUGGGAUAAGGCUUAUGGUUAAGUUUAGGAUCACGUUAGGGUCAGAGUUAAGCUUAGGAUCACAGACAAGGGUUAGGUUUAGGGUUAAGGUUAAGGUUAGGGUCAGGCUUACCUGCUGUCUUGAUCCAGCAGGAUCAACAAAUCCCUGCCUGUGGGAUCCCCGCUGGCUCUCCCUGGUCCCUGCUCAGCUGAGCCUCUUUAAACUCAUCCUUAGCCCAGGAGUUUGUGUUUAAUCCCUGCCAGGACGGGCUGCUCCAAACCCGGGAUAUUUUAGGGAGCAGCAUCAAGGACAGUCAGUGCCAGAGCAGAUCCAGGGCACCCCCGGCUCCCCAGGCUCAGGUUUGGGCUGUCGGUGACAUUCCCAAAGCUGGGUCUGAGGGAAGGUGAUGACACAGCUCAACUGUCCCCUCCGUGUCCGGCCCAGAGGUGUCCCUGCAGCUCAUCCAAGGACGCAGGGAAAGUCCCACAUCCUUAUUUUCUGGGCAUUUCUAGGACUAGGAGCUUUCUGAGUGCAGGAGAAGGAGGGACAGGCUGUUCUGAUCCCUGGAUCCCACUGGAGUCUGUGGGAUGGCGCGGUGAGCAAGGAAGGUCCGUAGAAAGGUUGGAAGAAGGUCCAUAGGAAGGUCCCUGGGAAGGUUGGAAGAAGGUCCAUAGGAAGGUCCCUGGGAAGGUUGGAGGAAGGUCCAUAGGAAGGUCCCUGGGAAGGUUGGAGGAAGGUCCAUAGGAAGGUCCCUGGGAAGGUUGGAGGAAGGUCCAUAGGAAGGUCCCUGGGAAGGUUGGAGGAAGGUCCAUAGGAAGGUCCCUGGGAAGGUUGGCAGGAGCCCUGUCAGCUCAAGCCCUCAUUCCAUAACCCUCAGGGAGGGCUCUGCCAUGGGGCAGCUCCAGCAAAAAAGAAGGAAUCACAGAGUGGCUUGGAUUGGAAGGGACCCAGUGGUCCUGGAAUGUCUGGAAUGGGAAUGACCUGGAAUAAGGGGCUCUGCACAUCUUUGCUGGCAGUGAUGUUGAGGUCUGUGUGGAUCCUCCACCGCUGGAACUCACGGACCCACUGGAUGGUGGAGAAGGGAAUUCCUGGCUCAGCUUGGACAUGGUCACAGCACUGAGUUCCACACUGGAGCUUUUGGGAACCCCUGGGCCCCAGUUCGUGCCGAGCUCCACAUCAGAGUCUUUGGGAAUUCUCAUCCCCGAGCCCAGCCUGGAUGUGUCACAGGUGGCACCGAGCUCCAUGUGGGAGCCUUUGGGAGCACACUGGGAAUCACGGGAGCCAUCUCGUGCCUCGCUCCUCCUUAGCAAGAGUUGUCACCCAGGAGGUGAGUCCUCCAGGCGGGUCUGAGGAUUUGGGGGCCGUCCCGGACCACCGGAGCAGGAGCACGGACGCCUUGCCGAGGAACAGGGAAGCGUUUCCCUUGGGAGCGCUCGGAGCGCGGUGCCCCCGGAGCUGAGCCUGCCCUCGCCUCUGGAACUCUUGGAGACGCUCAGACUGAGAUGUGGAGUUCAAAGGAAGACUCUUCAUCCCUUAAUGACUCACUGGAGAGAUCGGCUCCUUAACGCCUCCAGUAACAGCAUUCCCAGAAGGCCCAAUUAUCCGUCCUGCAAGCGCCUGAUCCCUUUUCCUUUGGACAGAACUUCCCUCUCCAUCAGCUAGAGUUUCUCUGCUUGUGAUCCGCUUCCUGUGAGACCUGAGCUCCCUUUUUUGUGAUUCUGCUGCCUUUCCAAAGGCUCCUUUUCCUGGCUGCACCGAAGGAGCAAUCCCAGGAAUGAUCCAGUGCUGCCGAGCUCGGGAGCUGCCAGAAUUGGGAUUCGUGCGUUCGGAGACCGACUGAAGGAGCUGCCACAUCCCAGCUCAUGGAAGAACCUGGAGCACCAGCAAUGCCACUCCCUCAUGGCUGCCACCUUUCCGAGGGCCAGGAAAAGACACCAGGAAUGGGAAGUGGAGGAAGAGCUCCGUUGUCUCGCUGAGCUCCCUCGCAUGGACUCGUUGCCUCGAGGAGAAGGAUGAUUCCGUAGGGCUCAUGAAGCCUGGAAAAGCUGAGGGCUGGGAUAGCAGCACCCCAAAAAGUGAGCCAGUAGUUUGUCUGAUGGUCCCUGAGGAGUUAACUCGGGAUCUGGGACUGUCCAGCUGCCUGAUCCCAGGCUGGAGAGCAGCGCUGCCGAAGGGGCGGGAGCCAGGGACACACUUCCAUAGGGCAUGGCCAGGACCAGGUGCUCCGUGGAAGAGGAUGGAGCUGCAGGUGACACCCGACCAGCCAGGCCUGCUGCCCCUUCCAUUCACCUUCCUGGCACCGAGUGUGCCCGGAAUUCCCAACGGGAGUGCAGCAACACGAGUGCAUCCGUGGGUCUGGGAGAAACACCCACCUUGGAGCCUGCAGUGCUUCUUUGGCCUGUCCGUGGCUGCUGCCUUUGGGUCUUCCAGCAGAUCCAGAACUUUCUCUCCAUCACUUCCCACAGAGCCAAGGUCCUUGGAUGGGCUCCCGACGGGACAUGGCCACGUUCUGUCCUGGCACUUCUCAUCCUCCAGCCCCCAAGGAUGUUCAGCUCUUCCUUGUCGGAGCUUCCCAAAGGUGAUUCAUCGUCCUGCUGCCUCACAACCCUCCUCCACCGUGCCAGGGAGGCAGGGAAGUGGGAAUUAGAGGGAAUGUGCCUCAUCCUGUGGACCUGCAGUCGUGUCCAGCUCAUCUCCUCGGGACCAUCCUUGUGAGGAAUCGUUGGAGCUCAUUAACGUCCCCCAAACGAGGAUCUGGCACGAUGUGGCAUUGGUGGCACCGGUUGGUGCCAUGGAGUGUAGCCCUCAGACUGCUGUUGCCGCCAACAGGAUUCCAGAGUGUCCAUCUGUUCCGGGAGGGACCUGAGAUGGGAGGCAGAGCACAGAGAUGGCAGGGAAAUGAGGCCCCACAUUCCAGUGUGCAGGAAUUGUAAGGAUCAGUUUGGAGGACAAGUGAAGUGACAGUGCUUGGACAGGACUAGGGUAGGGCAGGAUAGGAUGGGAUGGGAUAGGAUAGGAUAGGAUAGGAUAGGAUAGGAUAG